AUGUCUUCCUUCAGCAACACCGACACCGGCUCCAAGACCGCCGACCCCUACACCGCGAAGAACAAGGAUGAGGUCUCCUUAAAGGAGAAGGUCGAGGACCUCUUUACCUUCAUCGACAAGACCAAGUUCUGCUUGUUCACUACACACGCCGGUGACAGCGACCUGCUCGCCAGCCGCGCUAUGGCUCUCGCCGCCAAGGAGGGCAAUGGCUUCGACCUCCUCUUCCACACCAACACCGAGUCCGGCAAGACCGAUGACCUCAAGGAGGACUCAUCAGUCAACAUUGGCUUCAUCAACCCCUCCGGCGAAUGGGCUUCCAUCUCUGGCCACGCCUCGAUCGAGACCAACCGCGAUGUUGUCAAGAAGCACUACUCACCAGCCCUGAAGGCCUGGAUUGGUGAUCUUGGUGACGGCAAGCACGAUGGUGGCCCAGAGGACCCCCGCAUUGGUAUCAUCAGGGUCAAGGCCAAGACUGCACAGUACGCUGUCUCGAGGAGAACCACCGUUGGUGGCUUCGUUGAGCUGGCCAAGGGCAUCGCGACCGGCGAGUCUCCCAGCGUUAACAAGCUGAGGCACAUUGACGAGUCUGAGGUCGCGCAGUGGAGGUCCCAGUAG
Macroventuria anomochaeta is the source of this 615-nucleotide messenger RNA. RefSeq lists its product as uncharacterized. The record is from RefSeq and is a predicted model, not a curated record. Lineage: Eukaryota; Fungi; Ascomycota; Dothideomycetes; Pleosporales; Didymellaceae. The transcript has 2 exons. Bases 1 to 615 code for a protein of 204 amino acids.